This is a messenger RNA of Aspergillus ibericus CBS 121593, 2376 nucleotides long. Its product is annotated as zinc knuckle domain protein. The record is from RefSeq and is a predicted model, not a curated record. NCBI's taxonomy places the organism in Eukaryota, Fungi, Ascomycota, Eurotiomycetes, Eurotiales, Aspergillaceae. The transcript is spliced from 2 exons. Gene Ontology annotation, molecular function: zinc ion binding; nucleic acid binding. The coding region runs from base 79 to 1944 and encodes 621 amino acids.
AUCACGAAUCAACAUCGCGCUGUUGCUUCUUCACAUCUACACCGCUGCCCCGUUCUCUCCCCUUCAUUUUUCUCCAGGAUGGCAGACACACCAUCCGACGAUAACGACUCCAGAACCGCCGCGGUCGCCCCCCGUCCUCAGACAAACGGCUCCCGCCACUCCUCGCGCCAGAGCUCUCAGGAUCCCAACCCGAACCCGCGGAAGAGACAACGACGCAAUGGCUCCGCCGAUGUCCGCAAUGUCCGCGACUUUGUUCCCCAGGGCGCGACCUUUAGCGCUGCAGCCCUCGCUGUAGACUCAGACCACACAUCCUCUUCGGGUUCCGACAGCGAUGAUGGCAAUUCUUCCGAAGGUGGUGAUGCACCGGCCGAGUCCACGUCCACCGCACCCGCGCCGCCUGUGAGCUGGAAUAAGGGGAGCAAGAGUGGGAUUCGGACAUCGCUUCGCAGUCGCGGGAAGACAGACGAGAGCAAGCCCACCUCCCAGUUCGACGCCGUCAACGACAAGUUUUGGCGCAGUCGCAGCGCGUCUAUCUCGUCCGGCGGGGAUCACGACGCGGAAUCCUCGAAACCUAGUCAGGAUGACGAAGAGGGUGAGGUGGACGAGGAGGAUGAGGAUGAAAGCUCGGAUGAGUCUAGCCAGAUGCAGCUCUCUGGCGACUCAGACGACUCGGAGUCUCUGGAUUCGGAAGCGGACGAUUCGAUCCUACUGAAUAUCGGGUCUCGGAACGGUCAGAGCCUUGGUCAGGACCAGGAUGGCCUUAUCACACCGGACGGCGAUGACGAAUAUGACCCCGAGGCUCUACCAGUAUCCGACGGCCUGGGUGGAAAAGCCGUCAAUGGACAGGACACUACUCUAACACAGUCGAAAGAGGACGCGCUCCUCCGAUUCUCGAAGAAAUACCCCACCGCCCCCUCGACUCUCGCCGAUCUGGAUCGUGAUGACAUGGACAUUCAGGCGAAGUACAGAUUCUAUGACCGCGACAUCAACGCCAUCGAUCUACAACUACCGAUAGCCUGCACGGAAUGUCUGCAUGAGGGACACCUGGCACAAGUCUGUCCCUCCCGGGAGUGCGUACAUUGUGGUGCCUGGAACCAGCACCAGAGCAGUUUCUGCCCGUCCUGGAGGCGAUGCCAAAGGUGUCGCCAGCGUGGUCACGACCAAGAGUGUUGUCCGUCCCCACUGAAGGGCUCCACAACUGAGUUCCCCUGCGACCUGUGCGGAUCAUCCGAGCACCUCGAGCUGAACUGCGAUCUCAUGUGGAAAUUCUCUCCCCAAGACACAUCCUCCGACCCUGUCCUCGUCUCAUUAUCUUGUGCCCACUGCACCAGCAACCGCCAUAUCAUCGGCGACUGUCCCUCCUUACCCUCAGGACUACGCUCCUCCUCCUGGACCCUCCGCGGAAUCGACCCAGACAUGAUCACCAACAUCAACUCUGUCAUGCCUGCCCGGCGCGGCGGCGCUGCACCCCGAGGCCAAGGAAGAGGCAUGAAGAUCCGGGGCCGCGCCGACCAGCGCUCUCCCUCAUCCGACAGCGACGACAUGAUGGCGCGACCAGACCGCCGCCAACCCGUCAAUAGAGGCGGCAACCGCGGCCACAUCCGGUUCGGCGCUGGCAUUGGACAGAACAAGAACCUGGCCCCGACGGGCGGUUAUAGAGGAAACAACAAUAACAACUACUCAUCUGGCAACAACUCCCGCCAGCGGUCAUUAUCUCCUAAUCCCCGUCCCUCGCGCGGACGCGGCAGAGAUAGCUGGCAACCGAAUAGCGGACGGGGUUCACUCCCGAGCCGUCCUUCGACCAGAGGCAACGGCAAUCCCGGACGCGGAGGGGGCCGCGGAGGAGGCCGUGGCGGCAAGCGAGGCGGCGGUGGCGGCGGCGGUGAUGCCUAUCGUCCGCUUCCUAGCGCAGCCAAAAAGGCAUGGGACAAGUACCGACUGUGAUGAAAUUGGUAUGAUGAAUAAUGAUGAAGACAGGUCGUUGACUCUUCGGUUGGCGUUUCCUGUGUGUACAGCUAUACCCCGGGGUUUGAUUGAUUGAUAGAUGUGUAUAUCAAAAGCUCGUCUGCACCUGCAUCUGCGUCUGUAAUCCAAGAGUCCGCCCGUAUGUACAGCCCCGAACUAUGUUCCAUGUGUUCAAUGUACAAGAGACUCUAUAUGUACUGUAUCCCCUGAUCCGUACCCGUGGGUACCUUUCCCCCACCACGAUGUCCUACGAAUCCGGAAUCCAAAAUGUCAAUCAACUCGUCUAGUCUCUCGAUGCACAGAUCCGUAUGGGCAUGGUCUUUUAAAUGCCCGUUAUGGUCGUUCAGGAGCAGUACUGUCGCUGCGCCGGCGGUAUGUCCGGCUGUCAUGUCAUCGAGACUAUCGCCAACC